This is a messenger RNA of Verruconis gallopava, 1083 nucleotides long. RefSeq lists its product as uncharacterized. The record is from RefSeq and is a predicted model, not a curated record. The transcript is spliced from 5 exons. Gene Ontology annotation, biological process: mycotoxin biosynthetic process. The coding region runs from base 1 to 840 and encodes 279 amino acids. Lineage: Eukaryota; Fungi; Ascomycota; Dothideomycetes; Venturiales; Sympoventuriaceae.
AUGUGGCUUAUAAAGAGCAAUUCUGCCAGCAGCUACAAGGGUGAUGCUGAAGAGUCAUUGCUAUCAUCGGAUCGCGAUUGGAGCUCGCGUAUCCAGGCUCACAAAGGCUGGUCUCCCACCAAGAUCGCAGUCUUAGUUGUCUCCCAUGUCACUCUGGCCGUUGUUGGGUUACUUUUGGGUAUACGUUGGAGCAAAGAUCCAAUCGCUCUUGCAACACAAGUGACAGCUCGAUAUUCACCGUUUAUCAGAGAUGUUGGCCUUAAAUUCGAAGUCGUAGAAUUUAACGGUUCUUUCUUUCAUGAGACCGUUUUUCGACAAGAUGCUGGACCAGAGGUAGAUGCAGCUUGGAGGUCGCUCGGGGUUGAUUAUCGAGCAUUGAGAGUGCCUGCUGAGGAGUCAGACCCCUCAGGUUUAUCAUCCGAACAAGUAAAAAUCAAUUCAAAAUAUGGAGGUGGCUAUCCCGCAAAUGUUGAGGGUCUGCAUCAUUUACAUUGCCUGAACCUCCUUAGGCAAGCACUGUACUUCAACUUUGAAUAUUACCACGCCUUAGGCGAAGGCGCAUUCAAAAAUGACGAUCAGAUUCUCAAGUCGCACAUCACUCACUGUCUCGACAUUCUUCGCCAGCAAUUGAUGUGCACUGUGGAUGUUGGGAUGAUGGGUCAGAUCUGGUGGGAUCCGACGUCUCCAAAGGCAUUUGUGGACUUUAAUACUAAGCAUAUUUGCCGCAAUUUUGAAGAUGUUAGAAAGUGGGCUGAGGCGAGGCAGCUACCAGAAACGCCGCCAGCGGACUUUUUGCAACCUCCCGAGCCUGGACAGUACAUUUCCUCAACGAUACCGUAAGGAUUUGCCUUCUAUAUGUGAACAUGAGGUGAUGUAUACACACUGUAAUGCAAAACAACGCACCACGGACAGAUUUUGCAGCGAUAGAGAAAAGACGUGGAUAUCUCUGGGUGUUUCAUGGAUUCAAGUUUGCCACGUCGAUGACAGAAAUGCCUUUCAGAUUGGGACAAAGCACUAGAAUUGCGCUUGUUAAUCGAAAUACAAAAUGCUGGUUAACCAGCUCGUCUGUACCGUUGCUAGCGC